Molecule: messenger RNA, 3474 nt
Organism: Talaromyces marneffei
Lineage: Eukaryota; Fungi; Ascomycota; Eurotiomycetes; Eurotiales; Trichocomaceae
Exons: 2
Coding region: 1-3474 (1157 amino acids)
Biological process (GO): protein localization to plasma membrane
Cellular component (GO): plasma membrane
Source: RefSeq, a predicted model, not a curated record
AUGGAAACUGUGCGUCAAAAAUGUCGCCCAAAGCACCAAGUGCUUAUCCUCAAGUGCUUUCCUCGCUAUCAAAAAGGCGUCCUCGAUGUAAAACCGAACGGAAGCGAACUGUCAUACCUAUUAUACUAUGCUAGUACGCGUCGAAGCAAACUGCAAAAGGUGGGCGCCUUCCUCGAGAAGAAAGCUGUGCGGGACGUGUAUAGAAGACGGAUUGGGAAUGUCCAAGUCACUCUUCAAAUCCUUUCGGCGCUCAUUGAGAAGCUGCCUCGUGAAUUACCUCUUUACGGACACUCGGUAUUGAAUGUGCUAGAAACAGUUCUUCACUCUUACGAGAUCGCCAUGGUAGAAGAGACUCUCCAAACCUUCGAGACGUUAUGCAGCCACCAAGAUCUAGCAGUCUUAGCUGCUGAACAACAGUAUGCGACACAGUACGAAAGCAUAGUCCGAAUCUACGCCGCAUUUGCGUCCUCCAAAUCGAGCAUCCCGUCCAAAUCUGCCGCGACUAGUCUUCCCAUCAGAAUGCGCUGGAAGAAUAUAGGGUUGAAGGCUAUAAAGAGCAUGGUCAGUUCGGAAGGCCUUAGCGCUGAUGGUGGAAAACAACUUGCUUGUAUCGUGCCAGUCGUUCUGGAGAAUGUGUACGACGGCGGUGAAGAACUUUUGGAUUCAUUACAUCGAACAACACAAAACAACGAGAAAACCGCUCUCGAGCAGGCUAGACGUCGUCGCGCGAGCACAGCGACUGUUCAAACUGUGGACACCGCAGAAGGAAACGUUGCCGAAGCUUCCGGCACCACAGCUGAUGCGGAUAAAGUAGCAGAAUUGGAAGUCCGGCUCCUCGCGAUGAAGUGCCUAGAACGCAUUUUUGUUGUCAGCAGUAAUCGUCCACAGAUACGAACAGCGGCAGGUCUUGUUUUACACUUUAUCGUGAGCCGGGAUGGAAACAACAAGGUUGAGACAGCGCCAUAUGAUCUUGGCAGAUGGGCCAAUUCCUUGAUGGACAUUAUCACCAAAUGGUGCCCGGUACAAGAUCGCUUCAUCAUCGUGUUCACCGCUGUUGAGAUAUUACGGGUAAUGUCGGCUGACGGACAGCCCAUCGGCCAGCAGAUACUCAUGGCUUCAUUGAUUGACUCGCUGUUGAAGUCGCCCGUGAAUAUGAUUGGACUGAGCGUGAUUGAUGUAUUAGUUGGAUUCGUCCAGCACAUACUACGUUUGCUCCAAGCUCCGUUGCAGUCUAAUCAGCCUACUCCUAUCGAUUCAACAGCACCCAUGGACUCGAACACAAACGACACAAUUCAGCAGGAAUCCAUGCUUGCCGGUGAACAUGUAAAACUGGCAUCGCUGCUGAAACAAUGUAUUGCCGAUCUCGCCACCCAUAUCUACUACGCUGAUCAGAUCUCCGACAUGGUUCGGACCCUCUUGAAGCGCAUCCGACCUCUAGCUCCUCUAAAUGUUUCGACAGGCACACUGUCAAAGAUAAUCACUGGUCCCAAUGUAUCGACAAACAACAUCUCAAGCUUGACUGGCGAACGACAGGCCGAAAAUUACUUUUACUCGGCAGCUUCACGAGUUGUGGCCCUAGAGGCCGUCAAGGAUAUUCUGGUCGUUGCAAAUCAGGGAAAGACCACAACAGGCCCAGGAAUCGAGUCGAGAAACAAGGUCGGCCUUGAGGUGUGGGAAGGCACACAAUGGCUUCUACGUGACCUGGAUCGUCAUGUUCGUAACGCAUACGCCGAUGCAUUUGCAACCUGGCUUCAACUGGAAACAACUAAGACCGAUCUCAAAGUUCCAGACCCGUCCAGUAGAAUUUCUCGGGCUCAAUCCAAACGUGAAAAUGACGGUUAUAAACGGAAUGCGUCAUCAGCAGCGGUCGACAAAACACACGCUCACGCCUCUUUCAUUUUCCUUCAGCUUUUGCAUUUGUCACUAUACGAGACGGUUGUCGAAUAUGCAGACAAUCAGGAAGAUAUACUGGUGACUUAUAUACUCCUAGCCCAAAUGGUCAAUAAACUGGGUGUCAAUGCUGCGCGGUUUGGGCUUCCUAUGGUCCUGAAGCUGCAAAGUGAAUCGCUCACUACCACAACUUCUCAGGUCAACAUCGGAAGUUUGGUGUAUGGCUACUUGACUGCAUUAACUGAUAAGUUUGAGUUUGGCUCUUCUCGACUUGGAUCGGCGAUUUCCAGUGAGAUAUCUAAGCGACAGAAGAACGGUACAUGGCUUGAGACGGUUCAACUCCCGCCGAUUCCCGUGAAUCAAAUCCCAUCAUCGGCCGACGGGAGCCUCGACAGACUAGAACUGCAGGAACCUUUGCGAGCUUUUACUGCUGUAGGAGACCUCGUCAAGCAGGUCGAAGAAGCCUACAAUGCAUCUCUUGCCGCACCUCAAAGUCCUCCUGGCUCGCCUGGCAAGCACGUUGCUUCUCAAAGUACUGGAUACGGAUAUCUAGACAGCGCUCAAACUUCAGCAACCCUACCUAUUGAUGUCAAAGAAGACAUGCUUUCUACCUGGUCUAAAGAAGCCUCUAUGGCAGUCUUGGAACAGGAGAAAGCAAGGGCAUCAUCUGUGGUUGGGUCUAGGAACGGCAACUCUAGGAGAAGUUAUGGAAGCCAUCAUCCAAACGGCUAUGGCAAUUAUACUUCCAAUGAUGGGGAGUCGCCUAUUAGCAUCAAUCGAAAUAAUCAGACCACCAUAGGGCCGGGACCCGGUAGCUCGUCUAGUUCUCAAGGCUAUCAACGUUACUCUAGCAGUCGGGCAGCAGAAGGCGCUUCUGGAUUAUCAACCAGGGAUUCCACUAUUCGAGUUAAUGACUUGAAGAGAAUGCUGACGGUAGCCGGAAAUUCUAAUGUCCGUCGAUCUAGUCCGCUACGAGGUCGCCUCGAUGCAAGCAAUGGCAGCGUCCUCACAUCAAGCAGCGAAAGCUUCGUCAGUGGAACGUUUUCUGCAUCGGAUUUUGAUACAGAAAGUAGACCGCAAUCCGUCCGAGAAGGCUCGGAGACACCGAGGGCCACCCCUGCUACCACCACGAGUUCAUACUCACAGUCAAGUACGAACAUUGGCAAUUAUGACCAUGAUAAUAUACCACCAGUACCACCCCUUCCUUCGGGGCUCAUUAUCCCGGGUGGAUUCCCGGAUACUAGCUCGACUAAUCUAUCUCGACAGAACUCUUCGCACUCUGAUGGUCGUUCUUCUGUCUUAUCACCUAAUCAGAUCAAAUUCGGAGGUUCUAUCAAGGGCAAGAGUAACGGAUCUUCACUCAGCGGCAAGCGAACUCGUUCAACCCCCAGUCUUCACAAAGCAGCUAGUCUGAGACAGCAACAGCAAGAGGGUUCCACUGGUGCGGAGAACAGCGACAGACUCGAUAUCGAGAAACUCCUCGACGGUGUUCUGCCGCAAAAUAACAAUGCCACUCUGAGCGUUGUCGAUCCGAACGUAGUCAACCGGAGGACAAGCGGUGGUAUUGGACGACCCCCGUACUAA